AUGGAAGAAGAAGCGUUCUCCUCGUCGCUCUGCUGGAGCGUGUCAGAGCGCCGUUACUACCAAUCUCCGUUCAGCACGGCGACGCGCAUGUCCGACGCGCUCUUCGAGCGCAUCCAGCGCUACACCAAGACACACGCCGCGUGCACCGGUGCCGUCGCCGAUUGGCCGGCCUUCUUCAACGAUCCUGCGCAGGGGCUCAGCAACAGCAGCGGGGCAGCCGAUGCGACUGUAGACUGCAAGUACUUGCUGUGGCUCGAGCCCACGUUUAACGGCCUGGGAAAUCAACUGCUCUCGCUCGUCUCUGCCUUCGUAUACGCCCUUCUCACCGACCGCACGCUGCUGAUCAGCCCUGCAGCGUUCAACGCGCGUCUCCUCUGCAACCCCUUCCCCCACUCCUCCUGGCGCCCAUCCUCGCUAUCCUCUGAAGACUUCGAUCUGAUGGCAGCAGUGGCGCGGAAUCACAUGGUGGGGCGCAUGGUGGGGAUGGACGAUGGGGCGAGAGGGGGAGACGAGGAGCAGAGGCACCCCAAUGCGGCCUUCAGCGACCUCAGCUGCAGAGCCAACGUCUCAGAUCUCGCAUUUUACUGUUCCAAGGUGCAGAAGCAGAUCUCGGCCGUCCGUUUCCUGGGGCUCAAUACAGAGGAAUACAUCCUGCCAGCCCUCUACCUCGUCCCUGAAUUCGAUGCUGAGUUGGAGCUUUUAUUCCCCGACCGCCUGCCGUUGAUGCACGUGGGACGCUACCUGCUGCACCCCGCCAACUACCUCUGGGAGGAAAUCACCCGCGCCUUCCGAGCCUACCUCGCCCCCUACCAACACAGGGUCGGCAUCCAGAUCCGGGACUUCACCACGGAAACUGCCGAUGAGCCGCACGUGAUUCAGCGCACGAUGCAGUGUGCUGUGAAUAUAUCCAAGGGGCUGCCUCCCCUGAUGGAGCACACACGGUGGAAGAGCAUUAUGAAUGAAGAGGUCGCCCCGACUGCAGUGGAGCAGCAGUGGCUGGAUCAACCACGAGACAAAGCCUAUGAAAGCAGCAGCCCACGCAGCAUAGGCGUCCUGAGCCACGAGUCGGGGCAGACGUAUGGAGAGGAGAGACAGCUGGAGCUGGCUCUGAAGGAGAUGUGGCUGCUUUCCAUGUGCGACCUGCUGCUGGUGAGUGACAGCUCCACCUUUGGCUACAUGGCCGCAGGGCUGGCGGGAGUGAGUCCCUACUCGCUCAACAUCGUGCGGCGCAUGGGCGCCGACUGGGACGUCAACGGGCGGCCCGAGUGUGAGGUCACCACGCCCGAGCCCUGCUACCUUUCCAUGCUGGAGCCCCAGCAGCAGCAGAUUCAGUGCCCCGGAGAGCCUCCCAAAUCGCCUGUAGAAAUGUCCCCCAAGGUCAAAUACUGCCCACACUACAAGAUAGGAAUCGCGUUGGACGUUCCAAACCCCAAGCAGUACGAGACAUUCAAGAGGUCAUAA
Messenger RNA from Closterium sp. NIES-65, 1461 nucleotides. NCBI's taxonomy places the organism in Eukaryota, Viridiplantae, Streptophyta, Zygnematophyceae, Desmidiales, Closteriaceae. The record is from the annotation of a GenBank genome assembly.